Molecule: messenger RNA, 618 nt
Organism: Notothenia coriiceps (black rockcod)
Lineage: Eukaryota; Metazoa; Chordata; Actinopteri; Perciformes; Nototheniidae
Gene: ints11
Product: integrator complex subunit 11
Exons: 4
Coding region: 136-618 (160 amino acids)
Biological process (GO): snRNA processing
Cellular component (GO): nucleus
Molecular function (GO): RNA endonuclease activity
Source: RefSeq, a predicted model, not a curated record
UGUGUCUGUUGUUUAAAAAAGGGGCAGAAAUGAUCCUCGUGUUACUGUUUAGAAGAUAGAUUCAAACAUUCCUCAUUCAUUAUAAAGUUAGUUAUAAAGUUAGUCAUAAAGGUAAUCAAUAGUUUAACUUGUGAGAUGCCGGAGAUCAAAGUGACGCCGCUGGGAGCGGGGCAGGACGUGGGGCGGAGCUGCAUUCUGGUCUCCAUCGGGGGGAAGAACAUCAUGCUAGACUGUGGCAUGCACAUGGGAUACAACGAUGAUAGGCGGUUCCCAGACUUCUCGUACAUCACUCAGAACGGGCGGCUCACUGAGUUCCUGGACUGCGUCAUCAUCAGUCACUUCCACCUGGACCACUGCGGGGCGCUGCCCUUCAUGAGUGAGAUGGUGGGCUACGACGGACCCAUCUAUAUGACCCACCCCACGAAGGCCAUCUGCCCCAUCCUGCUGGAGGACUUCAGGAAGAUCACCGUGGACAAGAAGGGGGAGACCAACUUCUUCACCUCGCAGAUGAUCAAGGACUGCAUGAAGAAAGUAGUUCCUCUCAACCUGCACCAGACCGUCCAGGUGAGACCAGAUCACACACCUGAGGGUCUCCACAGAUCAAUAUCACACACCUGA